Messenger RNA from Xylona heveae TC161, 1779 nucleotides. RefSeq lists its product as hypothetical. NCBI's taxonomy places the organism in Eukaryota, Fungi, Ascomycota, Xylonomycetes, Xylonales, Xylonaceae. The transcript has 2 exons. The coding region runs from base 51 to 1334 and encodes 427 amino acids. The record is from RefSeq and is a predicted model, not a curated record.
CUCGACCCUGAUCGACGUCUCAACAACAGCAACGUCAAAUAGAUUACCCAAUGUCAGGUUUCAAAGAUCUAGCCAAGCAUGGUUGGCAUCCAAAGGGAGCCGGGGCCGGUGGAAAGGAGAGUUGGCGAGGCGACUUCAAAGGAAUUAACCAAGUGGCUGGAUGGAUGGGCAAAGGAAAAUCACCUACCGAGGAAGGUCAACAGCACGUCUCGCAACCACUAUCUUCGCUGAAGGACCCAGCCUUAUUCCCGCCUCCACCGAAACACAUCAAUUAUCAUGGAGCAGCAGCAGCCCCAAACACACUGACACCUGACCGCUCAGGUAUCGGUGCUCCAUUACCGCAAUCCCAAAUACAAGAGCAACGCGAGGCAGAGCAGGCUGCCGCUCAAGCCGCGAUAGAGGAGGAGCAGCGACCGCCAUCACCACCGAAACCAUACCGCGUAGACACCACAGGACUAACCACAAAUCACCUUCCCAAACCACCCGUCCGAAGAAUCAACCCGAAUCAAUCUUCCCCAGUCCCAACACCGCCACGAUCACCAGUCAAGCCUUCUUUACCCCCUAGACUACCACCACGACAAAACUCGCAUCCGGGACCCAGCGCCCCGUCGCCGCCACCAACGUACAAUGACGCAGUCCAAGAACCCGGCCCGGCGCAAGGAUACCUGAACCAAUCCUCACUCAACCGGCUCGGACAAGCAGGUAUAUCUGUGCCGGGACUUGAAAUUGGACACAGGGCAUCACCGCCCUUACCUCAACGCUCAGGCUCGGCGUCUCCAGCCAGGAGCGCAGACCCACCUGCGCCUGCGCCUGCUACUCGAAAUCCACAUCUCAGCGAACUCAACUCGCGUUUUGCAAAGCUAUCAGCCUCACCAUCAACUGGAUCGACUGGCACUACUUCGGCGGCAAGUAGUCAAGGGACCAGUUUCGCCCAAAAACAAUCAGCAUUCAACACCGCCAAUUCAUUCCGCAAAGACCCAUCGUCAGUAUCCAUUGCUGAUGCCAGAAACGCUGCAUCGACCGCCAACAAUUUCCGCGAACGGCACGGCUCGCAAGUCGCUUCGGGCUGGAAAGCAGCCAAUGACUUGAACAACAAGUAUGGUGCCAUGGAUCGACUGAAUAGUUAUGGAUCAGGGACAUCUGCGUCUCCUGCUGCGGCCCACAGCCCCGUCACUACUCCCUCAACAACUGGACCACAAGCCCCCCAGCUCGCCUCCAAAAAGAAGCCACCGCCGCCUCCACCAAAGAAGAAAACCCUUGGAGGUCUACCACAAGAGCAUGAUCAGUCAUUUGCUCCUCCUCCGAUUCCUCAUGCGAGUAAGCCAAGGCCAUAAUUCCUUUCUUUUCGCCUGCCCCCUCACUGUGGGGCUAAAUGAGGCGUCUAUUUGUUCUGUUUGCCCGAUUCUACAUGUUCUAUUCACCUGGUAUCUUGAUCCCUGAAUAAAACAGGGUAGCAAAUGGGGGCAAAGGCGUUUUUAAAGUGUUCUUGGUCUUGCUCCAAUUUCUACUUUGUUUCUUCUGCAAAAUUCCGAAACUUGGGAGGAACGGCCCGUGGCGUUCUAUAUAUAUACUGUAUUACAUGUCUUGAUAUAAGAAGUAUGAGCCAUGUAUAUUUCCCGUUCUGCGCUUCUGUAUUGUUUGCACGGUAUUUUGUGUCCUUUUUUUUUUCUCUCUCUCUUGUGAGGACAAUACUUGAAUGUUCAAAUUCAAACAGUAUCAAUGGCCAGAGUUACACUAGACAGAAAAUAAUUCUGUAUGUCAUUGUGCAUCUUCUACGAC